Molecule: messenger RNA, 1653 nt
Organism: Durusdinium trenchii
Lineage: Eukaryota; Dinophyceae; Suessiales; Symbiodiniaceae
Source: the annotation of a GenBank genome assembly
AUGUCGCGAGAGCGCAGUCGAACACCUGCACAGGAAGCGAUCCUGGUGCGGGUGUGCAGCAUUUCGGGAUGCUGCGUCUUGGAGCGUCACUUUGAUCCACUCCAGUCCCUUGAAGCCGUGAAGUCCGCGCUGCGGGAGCAGGAGUUGAACCUCCUGCAGCUGCGGCUUUUUCAAGAUGCCAAAGAGUUAAAGGAGGACUGCUGCCUGCAAGCGUUGUGCGAGCGAGGCGCGCGGCUUCAGCUCACCUUGGUGAAGGUCACGGCAGCUUUGGCCGUCACGGCUCAUUACAAUGGAUCUUUGCAGCUCUGGGACUUGGACGGCCGGUGCCUUCGCACCAUGGGGUCGUCAGGUCCAGGCGAAGCCAAAGAGCUUCAAGUCACCGGUUUGGAGGUCGAUUGGUCCACCCGUCGAGCCUUAACAGGUGACCUCUACCAUGAGGUGCGAUUGUGGAACUUGGAGGAGGGGCGGUGUGUGCAUCGUAUGCCUGGCCAUGGCGACAUGAUCCGUGGAGUGGCAGUGGACUGGAGCAAAGACCUGGCUGUCACCCACGACGCCGCGGGCGUGUGGAUUUGCUGGGACCUUCAGAGCGGAGAGCAAAUGUACCAGCGUUUGGCACAUCAAGGUGGUGUUCAUGAUGUGGAGGCCGACUGGGAAAGGCUUCGCUUCGUCACCAUGGGUGGCGAUGCCAUUAAGACCUGGGUAAAGGGCCAGGAGCUUUGGUCCCACUCUUUGCACGGAAUCUCCAGUCUCGAACAUCUCGUGGAUUGCGGUUUGGAAGCCGACUGGGACACGGACCGUUUAGCAGCUUGCUGGAGCAUGGCGGUGCAUCUCUGGAACCUGGCCACCGGACAACUACUGUGGGUCUUUCGUCACCACCUAGAUGAUAUUUCAGGCUUCUGUGUGAACUGGGAGAAGCAGCAGAGUGCCUCUUGGGGAGAAGAUGGAUUGCUCCUUCUUUGGGACCUUGAAACUGGGAAACUGCUCGAGAAGAUGCCGCAUCAGCAGGCGAUCACCGAGACCACCUGUCAUUGGGAAGGUUCCCUCCGGUGUUUGAGCUCUAGCGAGUCGGUGCUUUGGCUCUGGCAGGAUGAAGGUGCCGGACAUCGCGUGGGUCAUAUGCUCACGGGGCACCGGGAUCACAUUUGCAAGGCUGAGGCCUGUUGGGAUCAAGACCGGGCCUUGAGCUGGAGUGACGAUGCCACCUUGCGGCUUUGGGACUUGAAGGCUUUGCAAUGCUUGUUGCUCCUGUCGGGUCACGUGGGCCCCGUGUGGGGCGCGCAUGUGAAUUGGGAGAGUGCGCAAGUGCUGAGCUACAGUUUUGCCCAGAAAAUGCUGCUGUUGUGGAAUCUUCAAGAUGGCAGCAAGCGGGAGAUAUCCCUUGAGGAGGAGGUCAAACAUUCAUCCACUCCAGCUUGGAAUGGCGGUUGGAACGGCGGUGCUGAAGUGGAUUGGGAGAGUCGACGGGCAGUGGCCUGGUGUCUCCGCGAGGCGGUCUUGCACGCCAUCGACCUGCGUUCGGCUGUCCCCCGCCCAAUCUUUCUUCGGUGCUGCAGCCAAGGUCAGUUUGUUGACUCCUUUGUGCUCGGCUGCCGCACGAUGUCGGUACAGACGGAAAGAACAGAUUGUGUCCUGCGCAAAGUUGGAGACCUCUGA